AACCCGGAAGCGCGAGGCGCCCGCCGGCUGUGCGGACAGUCGGGAGGAGGCAGUACGAGUGCCCGGACUCGCUCGGCUGCGCGCCCCGCCCCGCGGAGGCCGGCACUCCAGAGAGCCCCCACUGCCGGCUGCGCCUGCGGAUACUGAGCGUUGCGGCCGCCGGCCGCGUCCCGGGCCCCGCCGCCUCCCUGGCCCGCGGUGGUGGUGGAGGGAGGAAGAGCCGCCUUGGGGAGGAGGGAAAGGGACGUGGGGGCGGCCACGGCAGGGUUAACCUCCAUUUCAGCUGAUCAUGGGAGAGAUUAAAGUCUCUCCUGAUUAUAACUGGUUUAGAAGUACAGUUCCCCUUAAAAAGAUUAUUGUGGACGAUGAUGAUAGUAAGAUAUGGUCACUCUAUGAUGCAGGCCCCCGAACUAUCAGGUGUCCUCUCAUAUUUCUCCCCCCUGUCAGCGGAACUGCAGAUGUAUUUUUCCGGCAGAUUUUGGCUUUGACCGGAUGGGGUUACCGGGUGAUAGCUUUGCAGUAUCCAGUUUAUUGGGAUCAUCUUGAAUUCUGUGAUGGAUUCAGAAAACUUUUAGACCAUUUACAACUGGAUAAAGUUCAUCUUUUUGGGGCUUCUUUGGGAGGCUUUUUGGCCCAGAAAUUUGCUGAAUAUACUCACAAAUCUCCCAGAGUCCAUUCCCUCAUCCUCUGCAAUUCCUUCAGUGACACUUCAAUCUUUAAUCAAACUUGGACUGCCAACAGCUUUUGGCUGAUGCCAUCAUUUAUGCUCAAAAAAAUAGUUCUUGGAAACUUUUCAUCUGGCCCAGUGGACCCUAUGAUGGCUGAUGCCAUCGAUUUCAUGGUGGACAGGCUGGAGAGUUUGGGUCAGAGUGAACUGGCUUCAAGACUUACCCUGAAUUGUCAAAAUUCUUAUGUGGAACCUCAUAAAAUUCGGGACAUCCCUGUAACCAUUAUGGAUGUAUUUGACCAGAGUGCCCUUUCAACUGAAGCUAAAGAAGAAAUGUACAAACUGUAUCCUAAUGCCCGGAGAGCUCACCUUAAAACGGGAGGAAAUUUCCCCUAUCUCUGCAGGAGUGCAGAGGUGAAUCUUUAUGUACAGAUACACCUCCUGCAAUUCCACGGAACCAAAUAUGCGGCCAUUGACCCAUCAAUGGUCAGCGCUGAGGAGCUCGAGGUGCAGAAGGGCAACCUCGGCAUCAGUCAGGAGCAGCAGUAGCUGUGGCUUUGGCGGUUAGUGACGGGCAGCCAGUGCACUCUCGUACAAUCAGUGAUGUCAGUGCCCGCCAGCCAGCCUCUCCGCCCGCUCUGUCAGGUUCACCGGCUAUCACUGUGUUUGGAAGUAGGACUGAAGGUCAUCGUUGUGACAGGUGGCAGCUCUUCUAAGCCAGUGUAACUGUUUCCUUUCGGUUUUUUUAGCUUUUGAAUUUGAAGUACUUUUGAAGACUCCCAUUUUAAGAAUUGUGAAAAUUUUGCUACCAAGUCUUUACCACUGUGUUCUUAAGUGAAUGUUAAUUUCUGAGGUUUGGGAUUUUGUGGGGUUUUUUUCCCUUUUCCUUUCUUCUUUUUUUUUCUGUUAUUUGCUGUAAAUGCUGCACAUCAAAUUGUGUAUUAGAAUGACAUUGAUUAUUUUUACGCUUUCUUGGUUAUAACCAUUAUACCAAGGUUGUCACCCCACCAUUUGCUUGCCUGUAAAUCAGCUACUUCUGAUUUCCAGUUAAGCAAAUCAUUUCAGUUUUAGCUCUUGUCUUUCUAGCCAUUAUACUCAUUUGGAAUAAAAACUCAAUUUCAGUGA
This is a messenger RNA of Manis javanica (Malayan pangolin), 1792 nucleotides long. It is a transcript of the gene SPG21, whose product is annotated as SPG21 abhydrolase domain containing, maspardin. The record is from RefSeq and is a predicted model, not a curated record. NCBI's taxonomy places the organism in Eukaryota, Metazoa, Chordata, Mammalia, Pholidota, Manidae. Gene Ontology annotation, cellular component: trans-Golgi network transport vesicle; cytosol. Gene Ontology annotation, molecular function: CD4 receptor binding.